GGUGUAUUAAUUAGUGAAUCUUCUGAUUCUGGAGAAGAUAGUGAUCCAGUUAGUGAGCAUGGACUUCAAGAUAUGUUAAAAUAUCAUAAAUUAAUUAAAGCUGCUCAAGAAGAAUAUCAUGCUGAUACUGAGUUAAAACAUUAUCAAUAUUAUAGUGCAGGCUUACUGUCAAAUCAUGAUAGAUUUUAUGAACAUCAGAAACUUAUGUUAGGAGGAAAGAAGAAGUUAAAAGAUAAAAGAAUAGAAAAGAAAAAAUCAAAAUUAAAGAAAAUCAAGAUGGAAAAAUAUUCUGGUGAUAAAGCUAAUUUACAGGAAUACUUUGAACAAAGUUCUAUAAAGCAAGAAGAAAAGAUAUCAUUUAAAAAUGGUGCAGAUUCUAUGGAAAUAAUUCAACAAAAACCAUCAAAGAAAAAAACUGCUGCAGGUCAAGAAGUAAUUAUGGCAACAAAACGAAAACGUAUCUGGGUUGCUUUAGCAAAAAAAGAAGUCUGUAGGGCACAAAAACAAAAAGUUGCUGCUCAUAAAGAAAUGUUAACUACUGCAAAAAGGCUUGUUCACGCAUGCCAAAGAGAAUGCAGAAAAGGAGCACUCUUAUCUCAAAAAGUGAUGAAGGAUACACCUAGUAGAGCAAGAAGAUUGACUAAAGAAAUGCUUUUAUAUUGGAAACGAUAUGAAAAAGUAGAAAAAGAACAUAGAAAACGAGCUGAAAAGGAAGCACAAGAACAAUUAAGAAUGGAUAUAGAAUUAAGAGAGGCUAAAAGACAACAAAGAAAGCUGAAUUUCCUUAUAACUCAAACAGAAUUGUAUGCACAUUUCAUGAGCCAUAAAAUGGGUAGUUUACAAGAUUUCUCCAAAGAGAACAUUCUAAGCAGAUUGGAUGAAGUAAAAACUGAUAUUGUUGAUCAAAGAAAAUGUGUUCUUGAAGUAGAUGAUGAUCAGUAUGAUAGUAAUGAAAUGAAAAAUUUGGCUUUAAAAAAUGCUGAAAAUGCAUAUAGAGAACACCAAGCACAUACAAAAGCUUUUGAUAAUGAAAUAAAUUCAUUAAGAAAUAAGAAGCAAUAUAGUAACCGUCAUGAAUUCAAUGAAAAUUUUCGACUUACUAAUCCAAGUGUGAGCACAGAUGAAGAUUUGCCUCAACCACAAAUGUUUGUUGGAAAAUUAAAAACAUAUCAAUUAAAAGGAAUGAAUUGGUUAAAUAAUCUUUAUGAUAAAGGAAUUAAUGGCAUACUUGCUGAUGAAAUGGGAUUAGGAAAAACAGUUCAAACAAUUGCUUUUCUUGCAACAUUAGUUGAGACACAAGGGAUUUGGGGACCAUUUCUUAUCAUUGCACCUGCUUCCACUUUACAUAAUUGGCAACAAGAAUUCACAAAAUUUGUUCCUAAGUUUAAGGUUCUUCCCUAUUGGGGCAAUACCUGUGAUCGUAAAAUUUUGAGAAAGUUUUGGAAUCAGAAAGAUCUUCAUACAUCAAAUGCCUCUUUUCAUGUUCUUAUCACAAGUUAUCAACUCGUUGUUCAAGAUGUGAAGUAUUUUCAGCGGAUUAAAUGGCAGUAUAUGGUAUUAGAUGAGGCUCAAGCAAUAAAAAGCACUUCAAGUGUACGGUGGAAGAUAUUAUUAGGAUUUAAUUGUAGAAACAGAUUACUUCUAUCAGGAACACCAAUUCAAAAUAGUAUGGCUGAGCUAUGGGCUCUAUUACAUUUUAUUAUGCCAACAUUAUUUGAUUCUCAUGAAGAAUUUAAUGAAUGGUUUUCUAAAGAUAUUGAAAGUCAUGCAGAAAAUAAAUCAACUAUUGAUGAAAAACAUCUUUCUCGAUUGCAUAUGAUAUUAAAACCUUUCAUGUUAAGAAGGAUAAAGAAAGAUGUUGAAAAUGAAUUAUCAGAUAAGAUUGAAAUUUUAAUGUAUUGUCAGUUGACUCAACGUCAAAAAAUAUUAUAUCAAGCUCUAAAGAACAAAAUUUCUAUUGAAGAUCUGAUUCAGUCACCAUCAUCAUCUCAAACCCAAACAUCUACUUCAAAUCUUAUGAAUUUAGUUAUGCAGCUACGUAAAGUAUGUAAUCAUCCUGAUCUGUUUGAAAGAAGAGAAGCCAAAUCUUCUUUUUUUAUGAAAAUGGUUCCUUAUAUUAUGCCUCAGUUAUUAUUUAGAGAAGGCUUUUUGACUUUGAAUGAUGCAAGCAAGAAAAAAUUGUUAAUGUACACAUGGAAUAUAUUUCACCCAAAAUAUAUACAUCAUUUGUUGUUUCCUCCUGAUUCAUCUAAUAUCAUUCAUCAUAAAGAUUGUUGUUUUUCAUUCAUAAGAUUCAUAAACAUUUCACCUUCAGAAUUAUCCAAUAUAGCAUUAAAAGGUCUGCUUCCAAGAUGGUUAUCUUUAUAUUUAUUUUGGAAAACUGCAUUUAGGAUUUUUUAUAAGGAAAUUUGGAAUGAAAAUCAUUUAUCCUCCUGUAAAAUGGAUCGUUAUGGACUACUACUAACACCAUUGCAGUUCUCAAUCUGCUCUAGACUUGAAAACAGUGCCUUAAACUUAUUUGUGUUUACUGAAUAUUGUACUUCUGUUUAUACCAUAAAUUCUUACAUUCUUCAUUGCAUGCCAGAGACACCACAGCAUCGAGAAAUGAGGCAUCAAAAAUUAAUCAAUAAGUCUCACAUCAUGUCAGCUACUUUAAAUAGUUCAUCUGUGCCUACAAUACCAAAAAAACUUCAGAGUCCUCCUCAUACGAAUACAACCGUCCCAACUUUUCCUCGUGUUAAAAGACCAUCUAAACUUAUCAGUUUUCAACCGAUUUCUCUGCCUUCAUUUUUAACUGAUAUUUGUCCAAAGGUACAAGUGCUACCCUGGAUUUGGUACUGUAAUGAUAUCAAUGCUGUUCGGUGGCAAGUUCAGCAAUACUUUUUUGGAGAUUUAGACUUGUAUGGGUUACUUUUAUAUGGCUAUCCAGGUGCCACACCAUUACAUUUUAAAUAUAAAAAGCAUUGGUUUAAAUCUGCUUCAUGUAAUGGAAUAAUAGAUUAUCGACCAAAUUCUGGGUGGUCACAUAUUGUUAUUCCAUAUAAAGAGUUACUUGUAACAGAUUCUGGAAAAUUGCAAGUUCUAGAUAAAUUAUUGAAAAAAUUAAAAUUGGAAGGACAUAGAGUGUUAAUUUAUUCUCAAAUGACAAGAAUGAUUGACUUGCUAGAGGAGUACAUGUGGCAUAGAAAACAUACUUAUAUGAGGUUAGAUGGUUCUUCAAAAAUUGCUGAUCGAAGAGAUAUGGUAGCUGAUUUUCAAUCAAGGUCAGAUAUAUUUGUGUUCUUAUUAAGUACAAGAGCAGGUGGUCUUGGAAUUAACUUAACAGCUGCUGAUACAGUCAUUUUCUAUGAUAUUGACUGGAAUCCAACUGUUGAUCAACAGGCAAUGGAUAGAGCUCAUCGUCUAGGCCAAACAAAACAAGUUACUGUCUAUCGUUUAGUAUGUAAAGGUACAAUUGAAGAAAGAAUUUUACAAAGGGCAAAGGAAAAAUCUGAGAUACAACGUAUGGUUAUUAGUGGUGGAAAUUUCAAACCAGAUACUCUCAAGCAUAAAGAAGUAGUGUGUCUAUUAUUAGAUGAUGAUGAAUUGGAAAGAAAGUUUCAACAAAAACAGGAAGAACGCAGGCAGCAAGAAGAUGGUAAUAGUUGGGAAAGAAAAAGGAAACGAGAAAAAUUAGAAAAAAAGGGAUGUAAUAAAAGAAAAAAGGCAGAAGAAAAUGUAACAAUAGCUGCUGCUUCUCUUUCAAUUGGACAUGAAGUUGAUUCUGUUCAAGGUUUUGAUUCAGUGCCUCCGAGUCCUUUCAGUGAGCAUUCAGUGAGUAGUUUUAUUAUUGCUCAAGAUGACACGAGUAGUGAAGGGCCUCUUGUGGUAGAUGAUGGUAGUCCAGCAGCUACACCAGUACCAGCAUUAACAAAUCAGCCAGGGUUACAAUCAGGACCUGAAAAUGUAAUUGGACAAGUGAAUAAUUUAAAUGCUAAAAAACGUGGGAGUGGUAGAAGUCGUGGAAGACCUCGUGGUUCUGGACGUCGUGGAAGCCGAGGUAGAGGAAACACAUUGGCAACUGCAGCUGCCGAAUUAGCAGCUGCACAAGCUGGCAAAUCUGCAGCUUUUGCAGCAUAUGGUUACACAUUACAAGGCUCUUCACCAUCCACUUCAGCUUCACAACAUGGAGGGAUUAGUAGAAGCUUGUUACAUGUGCCAAUGAGACCAUCUCAUCAAGGUCAGAGAUUUGGGAAAAGGUCACCUGGUGAUAUGAAAGUGUCGGCUGAUUCACUGCCAGCUUCAAGUUCAAUGUUUACAGGAUUUUAUGUUCAGGGUACACAAUUAUAGCAACUAUUUCAUCAUGUAAAUAUACUUCAUGUCAUGCAGUACAUCAUUAAAAAAUUAACUAUUUUUAGCAGCAUAAAGAAUCAACUAUUCUCUCAGUUAUACUAGAAAGCUGCCUCUAAAUAUAUAUGUUCAUAACAUGGAAUUGAUUGGCAGGCAGCAAAUCUAAAUUGAUUUUAUUGAUAUUUCCUGGUACAUUUAAAAAAUGUGUAUAAUGGAAUAUAGUGAUUUACAGAAUUGGUGAUAGAAGAUUAAAAUACUAAAGGAAAUCUGAAUUUCAUUGAAGACAUAUGUUGGACAUUUAAAAGUGAAGUGGAUUGACUCAGUACUUGUUUUGGAAAGAGAUAUAGAGAUAUAUAUAUAUUGUACACAAACAAACAUAUAUAAACACACACACACACAUGCAUACAUACAUACAUACAUACAUACAUACAUACAUACAUACAUACAUAAAUAUAAUUUUUUACACACAUGUUUUGAAGCAACAAUUUUUGGCUGUUAGCAUAAUCUGUUAAAUAAUUACUGUUCUGAUUAUAUUAGCUUAAAAUUUGUGUAAUAUUUGCUCUCUUGAAAACUUAUGUUGAAACAUAGUGCUCAGACUCAUCAAUUUCUAUGCAAUGAAGCAAAACUAAAAAAAUUAAAUUGUAUUUAAAAAAAAUUCUGUUUUAUAAGUGUUGCUAUAUAAUAAAUUAAUAAGUUUUUGUAAAAAUACUGUUAAUAUUUAACUAGUCAAUAGUUACUUUAUUUAUAUAUUUGUAAAAUUAUUUUAGAUUAUGUUCCACUAUACAGUUUUUGAUCUCUUUGCUGUUUAAUGAAAAUAUUGCUAUGAAUAUCACAUACUUGAUCAGACAUGUUCAUAAAGAUUUAACUUCAUAUCAUGGCCAAAAUCUAGAUCAAUUUUAGUGUGAUAUGGAGUUCAAAUAUUUUAAAGCUGUGAUUAUGUGAUUUACCAUAAUCUCAUGGUUUAUAUAUAUUGAUUUUGUUGAUUUAACAAUGUAUAGUAGUGUUCAUUGCACA
Molecule: messenger RNA, 5343 nt
Organism: Centruroides sculpturatus (bark scorpion)
Lineage: Eukaryota; Metazoa; Arthropoda; Arachnida; Scorpiones; Buthidae
Gene: Ino80
Product: DNA helicase INO80-like
Exons: 33
Coding region: 73-4329 (1418 amino acids)
Biological process (GO): DNA repair
Cellular component (GO): Ino80 complex
Molecular function (GO): DNA binding; ATP hydrolysis activity; ATP binding
Source: RefSeq, a predicted model, not a curated record